Molecule: messenger RNA, 8757 nt
Organism: Caenorhabditis sp. 36 PRJEB53466
Lineage: Eukaryota; Metazoa; Nematoda; Chromadorea; Rhabditida; Rhabditidae
Source: the annotation of a GenBank genome assembly
AUGGCAACCGCAAUUUUCGAAGAGGCAAGCAUAAACAUGUGUUUUUGAGAAUCAUUUGUGACCUUUUUCCAGCGUUUUGCACAAUCAGCGCACAUAAAAGUUUUGAAAACUGACGAUUUACCGUGCUUCGAAUGUCCGCAAAAAGUCGAUGAAAGGCGGAAGCGAUUUUUGAAGCGAAUCGAUCCGUGCCGACUGUUUCCGUACUGGGAUGAAUGCGGAAAAGUGAGAAAAGUGGAAAUGUAAAUCACAAAUGUGUGUGUGUGUUCUGAUAAACAUUUACUUUUGCACAAAUAAAGUUUUGCCACCUCACACAUUUUUGCUCACUGAUAAACGACACAAUCGAAAAUUGUCUUUUCUCUUAUCAAUUUCAGUGCAGACACACCCUUCUCGAGCCCCCAUUUUUCUCCCUUUUAUACUGUUUUUUUUUUCAAAAUAUUCCCAAAAUUUCAGUAGUUCAAGAUGAAACUACGCCUUCUCCUCGCGCUUUUUUUGGCCCUUUUCACAGGUGGUUUGUCUCAAAAUUCGGCUUGUCCGUCGUUUUUCGAUGGAGCCGAUUGCUCGGAAAUUGAGUGCUUGAACGGAGGAUAUCGUUCUCCGGGACAGAAUUAUUGUACCUGUCCGCCCGGAUAUUUGGGCAUUCACUGCGAAGCCGGUAUUGAAAAAUAGACUAGCAAGCUAAUAUAUAUAUCGAUUAUUGAUUACAGUGAAACAGUCUCAACCGCCGGACAAUCACUUCAAAGCCAGCCGGACUUCGUUCAAUAUUAUCAACGUCAACUUGUUCACCCAAUUCUGGGGCGUCAAAACUUAUUCCAAUAUUGUCCAGGUACCUAUAACGCUUGAUAUUAAGCCUGUUAACUUCAAAUUGUCAAUUCAGGGCUUGGCUAAUCAUUUUUCGGCUUUUCCAAACGGAUAUGACAACUAUAACCUGCUGCAAACCAACAGUUCGCCUUAUUUGGACUUUACAGAACAACCCGUUCUGGAUAGUAAGACACUAUUUCUCAGAAUCUCUGUAGACCUGUAUGUGGUUACAGUUCAAUUCGCCGAUGUCGUUACGAGCAAGGAGUUUGGCGUGUCUGCCGCAGUUGACACGGGACUGUACUGGUGUUACCAAGUGCCCAUCUACGAGCAGAUCGUCAGUCUGAUCCGGUCGGCGUCGUUGCGAAACACGGUCAUCUCGAUCGUCACCCAACAUCCUCCGAGCUCCGACGGCUUCGCAGACGCUCGCGAGACGGCGUUGGCGUUCGGAGUUCGCGUCAAUGUGCUCUGGAUCAGCGACAAGACUUUUAUGCGUUGCGAUCCGGACGAAGUGACCGCGUUCAAGAGUUUCGUGGAUAUCACCGGAGGACUGUUCGUGCAGUUGCGAGCAAAAGAUGGCGAUGUGGACACUCAGACGGUAAUCCGGGAUUCUGGGUUACUGUAGGCAUGACAACUCAUUUCAGCUGAUCACUCAAGUGCUUCAAACGCACUACAAGCCGCAAUACGUGUCAAUUCAAUCGUUUCCGGAUUGCUCGGGAGCCGGAAACUCAGUGCCAGUGGUCAUUGAUCCGAACGUUCAGGGACCGUACAACUUUUUCUUUCUGGGAGGUAAGCGAUCGUCCGUCCGUACACCCGCAAUCGAUGCAAUUCAGACAACGCGAACCCGUCGCAGUCCUCGUUCGUCUCGUGCUUUCUCCGCCAGCCGGUCCGCUCGUUCGACAACCAGUUGGCCGUGUUCCAGAGUCCCGAUCCGACGUGCUCCUCGCUCAACAUCACCACCUCCUCCGGCUCUUGCACCGCCAUCGUUUUCACCAACGCCGCCCCGAGCGGUCCUCUGGAUCUGGCCAUUUACACCACUUAUGUCGAAGAUCAGUCCAUCGACUCUUCCCGUUACGCCAUCAUCGAAUCGGUCCCCUUCUAUCCCGCUUUCCACGUGGAAGCUGCCACUUCUAGUAGCGGCUCCCAAGUCAUUGUCAACUCGAUUUCGAGUUCUUUUGACUCUUCCUGGAGCCCGACGCUUUCUCAGCGAGUUCCUGCUGCUUUCGAGUGGAUUCCAAGUGUACGACUCCCAUUUUUUAGUUAAUCCUAAAGUAAUCUUCUUUCCAGAAGCCGGUCACCUGUGACGCCACUCAAACCUACUCCUUGUUCCUCAAUAUCUCUGUCGAUUCGACCAUCAUCCAGAGAUCCGUGCGAGUUGCCUGCGUGGCAAUUCCGACCGCAACCACACAAUCGUCAACCACUGGUUCCACCGGUUCCACCAGUUUCAUCAGUUCCACCGAUUCCUCAACUGCUGCCCCAACCAGCUCUCUGUCAAGCUCCACGAGCUUCGGCACGACAACCGAAGAGCCAGAGUACUGUGACGUCGGCGAGAACGCCGCCACGUUCGUGUUCGCCUACUCGACCGAACUCAAUCAGGACACUAACGCUCUUGUGCGCAACACAAUCAUCCAAGCCAUCUCGAGCAAUCAGAACAAUUACACGAAGCUCGGAAAUGUGCUAACCGAUACGGCGGCCGGCGUGAGUAUUGUGUACACUGAAUCGGCUCUGUAAGUUUGCCUCUUUUCGAACUUAAAAACCAAACAGUCUUUCAGAGAUUUUUCCACUUCUUGCCUAGCGAUGCCGCCCAACGCCACACUGAAGGCUGCCGACAAUGUCGCUUCGGAUGCUCUCAAUGUGCUCCGCGACUUCUUGGCGGCUAGCCCCACGACUCGUAGACUUGAAGGAUCAAUGAUAGUGCUGCUGGUGAAUCGUCUGCCGAAGGUCGGGGACGAUUUGACCGACGAGCAGUACGAUCAGUUGACCAACAACAAUGUCAAGGUGUUCGCGAUCAUCAGCCACGCCUCGUUGAUCGACGAAUCGAUGAUCGGCAGAAGCGGCGCCGUGCUCAACAGAAUCGCCGCUCAGACAAACGGACAUUACGUGGCGGUCAGCGAAGUCGUCGGACGAGAUGGCAAUUCCGACUUCAACAGAGUCAGUGCCACGCUCAUGAACACCGCCUACAUCCAGAAUCUGAUCUUCACUCGGAACAUCGGAGUCAAUCGGCCCGGCACGGAUCUCGGAGUGCUGCGGGUGCCGAGCUCGCCGACCGGAAAGGUUACGCUCACUAUUACAGCAUCGUUCUCGGCUGUGGAUGGUAGGGGGAUGGUCUGAAAGUUGAAGAUGUUGAUUACGAAAUUUCAGUGAACGUACCUCAACCUCCAUCGACACUUUUAUUGGGCUUCCUACCCAAUGGCAACGCGACAAAGACCAUUUCCAUCGACUUUUUGGAUAGAAAUGUAGCUACUUCCUAUGUGAGUCCUCCUCUGAAGGCUUUUCUGAUGACUGGAUGAUAUUGUAGAACCGUUUCAGGAUAACGCGAACUUCUACACAACUACAAUCGAGCUGGAGGCCGGCUACAAUCGCGAGCUGUUUCUCAAAUACGUGCCAGGGCCCGAUCAGAGCGACCUUCUCAUCCGAAUGUGGACUGUCAAGUGGGUUUCAUGGAGGUGCGCUCAUUAUUGAACUUUUUUGCAAUUCCAGCGACGCCUACCAUCAUGUUGGCUACGUGGGAUUCGAUGAGCUGAACGGUUUUGAUGAGCUCGCCAAAGUUGAUGAAUACGUGGGAGCCGCGUUGAGAGUCAAGCUCUACAAUGACUGCUAUUCCGACAAAACAGUGUGUAACAGUUGGAGGCGCCACGGUCUCCAGAGCUGACAGCGAUACAUUGGCGCGAAAUUCAAAUUUUAACAGCAACAUUUGUGUUUUUUUGCCAGAUUAGCCACGAAAAACCGAUAAUUUCUCAUUUUUCUCUCGAUAGACCGAUUGUAUAGGCUAUUACGAAUUUUUUAAGCGCAAGAGCGUUAAAUUUGGUCAAGUCGCAAAUCACAUUUAUUCGUUUAAAGGUUUUUCACUAAAACUGCGUGAAUUUCAGUUGCUUUUCGGUAAUUUUCGCGGUUCGAGCGCUCAAAAUGCUUGUAUUUACGUAAUUUAUCAUUCUCAAAACCAAUUCUGUCUGAAAACGGUCAAGAAAGCGCAAAAUGAGAAGUGCGGCGAACGGCGGCGAAGGCGAAAAAGCGAAAUCCGCGAAAAAUGCGCCAAAACGUCAUUAAUUCUGAGAAUUAGUGUGUUUUCAUGUCGAACAAUCAUUUUUCAUCGCCUUUGACCACAAAAAUCAGAGAAAACCUGCUCAAUUCAUGAAAACGACAUUUGACCGAGGCCACGCCAAUAUUUUCAGCUCUGGAGACCGUGAGGCGUUCAAAAAAUGUGCUCUAUUAAACGUUUCAGGCGACCCUACUGAUUACGGAUUGCAAUGGUAAAGUGAGCGCAAAGUACGAUGCGGAUCAGGCGGUCCCAAUCGACAAUGUGUGGACCGACGAAGGCAGUUACCCGCACUUUCCGUUCGUCCCGUUCUUCUGCGACUCGAAGCCCGGCGCGGCGACUUGUGUCGACGGUGCCGACAGUAAAUACGACGCGCAGUUCGUGUCCGCCGGCUUUUCGAUCACUCGGAGCUUCCAGUGCCGACCCGGCACCGGAGGCGUCAACUCGAAUUGUCAGUUGAAGGACUCGAAUGGCAACUAUCAGUGCGCGGGAACAGUGCCGUUCAAGCGAGGACCCACCGGCAACCUGACCGACUGCUCGAACCACGGCCAUUUGGAGCUCGUCAGAGAGUCUGACGAUCCGGAUCAAGAGAUUCCGUUCUAUGGAUGCAUUUGCGAUGAUGGGUAUAGCGGAAAGUCGUGUGAACAGGUCAAUUGCACAUCAAAGAGCACUGAUUAUCUGGCAAUCGAUAAUAGUUAUCAUACCUACACAGUGGUGCUCGGAUUGGAGGUGUCCAACUCGCUGACGCUAGUGCUCGAAGACGCGCAGACCUACUUCGGACUGUCCGGAUUAUUGCCUGUUGACCUGAAGACGGUUUGGAAGUAUCAGUUGAUCACCUACUGUGCAGAUGGAUACGGUAUUUUUUGAAACUAUUCGUGACUCGUUCAACUAUUUCUUUUCAGUCGACAUGAUCUACGCUGGUUCCGAUCUCCAGGCCUUCCAGAACUCUUUCGAGUUUACCACCUCUAUGCGCGCUUGCGACGCCGACGCCACCCCGGGAGCCGUUGACUUGACAUCCGUCUACAAAAAAGCAGUGGAAGGGGUCGGCCGGAACACGCGAGGCGUCAUUGUGUACUAUUCGGAAGUGUCCAAUCUACUCAACGUCACACUCGACGCGUUCGUGACUGCUUCGCAGGCCUACGAGCAACAAUUGUUUGUGUACGGACUCGAUGAGUCGAGCAGUUUGGUUCCGAUGAACGAUGGAAUUGCUCAGGCGGCGAUGACAACUGGCGGAUUCUUGAUCCAGUCGAUCAUCGAUCUGAAUGGAGUUAUUUCUCUGGAAAAGACGGUGAGUUCUUUUGCGAUCAAAAAUUGGGAACGGGGCGCCACGGUCUCCAGAGCUGAAAAUGGGUGCAAGUGCGCCCCGCCCAAUAGAGCGAUACAUUGGCGCGAAAUUCAAAUUUUAACAGCAAAAUUUGUGUUUUUUUGCCAGAUUAACCACGGAAAACCGAUAAUUUCUUAUUUCUCUCUCGAUAGACCGAUUGUAUAGGCUAUUACGAAUUUUUUAAGCGCAAGAGCGUUAAAUUUGGUCACGUCGCAAAUCACAUUUAUCCGUUUGAAGGUUUUUGGCUAAAACUGCGUGAAUUUCAGUCGCUUUUCGGUAGUUUUCGCGAUUCGAGCGCUCAAAAUGUUUGUAUUUACGUGAUUUAUCAUUCUCAAAAUCAAUUCUGUCUGAAAACGAUCAAGAAAGCGCAAAAUGAGAAGUGCGGCUUUUAGGAAAAAAAAACAAAAUUACGAAAAAGCGAAAUCCGCGAAAAAUGCGCCAAAACGUCAUUAAUUCUGAGAAUUAGUGUGUUUUCAUGUCGAACAUGCAUUUUUCAUCGCCGUUGACCACAAAAAUCAGAAUCAGAGAAACGCCCAUAUUGUCAGCUCUGGAGAUCGUGGGCGCGGCAAAAAACAUGAAUUGAACUUGAAAAUUCGACUUUUCAGUUCAUUCCCUCACUCUUGGCCUCUUCUUCAUCGAUCGCCUGGUAUUCUACCGCUCAAACCGACGAUUUCUCCUACUACACCUCCGCAGCAACCACGAACACUUACAUGUUCACAUGGAAGGCUAGCAUAGAUCUUGUGAACAGUAAGCCAUCCAUUUCCAUCACUUACACAACUAUUAUUCAGAGAACCCCGAUCUGUUGCGAAGCUGUGUGCAAGGCGUCGACACGUCGCUCUCCUGCCAGCUCACCGGUCAGACUAGCUACACGGUGAAGGGAAAUCUGGCGAGCGGCGCCUACUACGCGGCAGUCUACGUGCUCGACGACGUGGCUGCAAAGGCGCAAAUCAUUUCGGAUCUGUCGCGCGACAGCUCGAACGCCGUCUCCACGAGCACCUCGGAUACCCGAACGAUGCUGUCGAUCCGCGUGCCCGACGGUUAUACCGUUGUGGCGAACGACGCGGACGGAGGGGUGACGAGGAACGCGCAGAGGUCCGGAUGCUCGUUCGGUUGGACUGCCUACAGCAUCUUCGCCACUCAAAAGUACGCGGCCGGCGCCAAUGCCGCCAAAGUGACGCUUCAAAGCGCCGCUGGAUCCGGAUCCACCACAAAGUACACUCGUUUCUUCGCGUUCGGAACAUCCAGUGGCCCAGUGUGUCGGAACGGCGGCACCGCCGUCGUCUCCACUGGCUCGUGCGCGUGUCCCGAUGGUUUCCAAGGCCCCGACUGCUCCCUGGUCGUCUGUUCCCCUCAAAGUUCUGUGUCGAACGCGUGGUCGGAUGUAUGUGUAUGCUCGGCGAUCGAUGACGUGGCAUGCGCCAGCCAGUACACCUCGCCGAGUCUACUAUUCUAUUGAUCGAAUUGCAAGAACCGAAUAAAAAUGAAUGCUCUGUUUGUUGAAGAAUGUGACAAUAGUGGAGUGUCUUAUCACCUUUUUUCUUUUCGCUGUCUAUAUUUCAUAUUUCUACUGACUCGACUAUUCCAGAAACACCCAACACCUUGAAAAAGCUAAACAAAAACCAAAAAUUCAUAGGGCACCCAUUUUUCCAUUCAAUAACACAACUUUCAGAAUCGUUGAACUGUCAAACCCCACAAUGGACUUCAACGUUUUUCUUCGCCUACUCCUAUCAGCUAGACGUACAAUUGUACGACAAAGUGGUUCCGAUUGUCGUCGACGCGCUCAACAACAACUCGUACCGUGACAAUGUGCUCAGAGACGCCAUCAUCGAUGCGCCAUCGGAGACGAUUGAGCAGCCGAAGGAUAUUGAGUGAGUUUGCAAGUUUGCACAAUCGUCAAUCCAUUCGCUCCUUCAAUUUUCAGUGAAUUCUCGUCAAAUCUCGUGUCGAGUCCGCCUCGUCCCGUUCGGAACGUCGUCGGCGUGUCGAACGUGGCCGCCGUGCUUCAGUUGUUCUUCCCGACCGCCUCGGAAACGUCCGAGUACAGCGGAAAGACGACGAACUGGCUCGAAAACUCGGUGCUCUUGAUUCUUCCCACUUUUCUUCCAGUGAACACGAGCGCCGACUUGCCACCGGAAAACUACACAAGUCUUGUCAACAAAAACGUCAAAGUGUUCGUUGCGAUGAGUCGGGAGACGUUGGAAGAGCAGAAGAGCGCUUUGCAGAGCGCAGCCGAUUUGACGUUUUUCUUUCAGCUAGCCACUCGGACCAACGGUCACUUUAUCAUCUACCGAAGCGAGGAUGUUGAGAGGGUACACGAGUGUGGAAUUUAUUGGUCGAGUCAUUCGUUCCUUUUCAGAUUGUGGCCACAAUAAUGCGCGUCGGCUAUAGCAAAGACCUACUCUUUACUCGCAACUUUCGAGGACUUGAACAGCGUCCAGUAGAGCUCGGAACUUUGAGAACAGCCAACUCUAUCAGCGGCGGUAAACUCAAUUUCACAAUCACAAUGACUCAAUUAUCCGAUUCCAUCCCUUCCGGGUCUCGUUUUCUAAGUCUGUGCACCGAUGACGAGGCGUGUAUGGUUUUUGAGUGGGAUCCUUUGAAUCCGUUGACUUGUGUCAGUUCCCUUCCAUCCCGCCGAGUGUAUCGAUCAGUUUUGCAGGGAAACUCCUCCAACGUCUUCUGCUUGGACAUUUCGCUCACCGCCGACACCGUGUAUCGGGUAAAGUUCAGUGGCACAGCACAAGACGUUUCGCUUCGGAUCUGGACCGAUCGGGUGUUGUACCAGUACGCCGAGUACGUCGAUCUCGACUUCUAUCCGACCAACCCGGACGAUAAGGAAGGCGCGGCUCUCCGAAUGACCGUUCUUGACAAUUGUUAUCAGGAAGCUAGGGCCCGGGUGAGCAUUACUGACUGCUCAGGACUUGCUCGCAACAAGACCGAUGAGUUUCAAGUCUCCGGACGUCCCAUUGGAACGGAAGGAUCCUACCCGAAGUUCGCGUUUGUUCCCUACUUUUGCGAUGCUAGCACUUCAUCUGGUGCCUGCUAUCCGGGCACUGAGAACAAGUAUGAUGUGCAGGUGAGUGUGUUCGAACUUUUUCAACUAAAAACUUGUUCCUAGGUCACGACUGGUUCUUACUCUGUAACCCGUUCGUUCGAAUGUCUGCCCGGAAUAGAGCCACUCGAUCCGGAUUGUACACAAACCGAUCAGUACGGAAACGUUUAUUGUGCUCGGAAGCAGCUGCCCUACAAACGAGGACCCACCGGACAGUUGACCGACUGCUCUUCUCAUGGAGCAUUGCAAUUCGAUUCGAUCAACGCACAGGACUACGUGUGCGUCUGCGAUUCUGGAUAUUCGGGGGUGUCUUGUGAGAAAUCUGUCUGA